Suhomyces tanzawaensis NRRL Y-17324 is the source of this 921-nucleotide messenger RNA. RefSeq lists its product as uncharacterized. The record is from RefSeq and is a predicted model, not a curated record. Bases 1 to 921 code for a protein of 306 amino acids. The transcript has a single exon. NCBI's taxonomy places the organism in Eukaryota, Fungi, Ascomycota, Pichiomycetes, Serinales, Debaryomycetaceae.
AUGGUCAAACUCACUCAAGAACAAGUCGACACCUUCCACCGCGAGGGAUUGCUCUGUGUGGAGAACUUCCUCCUGUCUGAACAGGUCCAGACAUUGAAGCAAAGGGCUCAGGACCUCUUGGACAACUUCGAUGUCUCCACUCACCCCAAGACCCAAUUCCGUACCAAUGAAAACGACCACAUCGGUGACCAGUAUUUCUUUGAUUCUGCCGACAAGGUCUCAUUCUUCUUCGAUGUGGAUGCAUUCGAUGAGGCCGGUAACUUGCUCUGGCCCAAGCAGCGUGCUAUCAACAAGCUUGGGCACGGCUUGCACAUGCAUGAGCCUGUGUUCCGCGAGGUCACCUUCGAUGACCUGGUCAAGGAUGUGGCCAGAGCAUUGGACUUCAAGGACCCUCGUGUGUUGCAAAGUAUGUGCAUCUUCAAGCAGCCAGAUGAGGUCAAGGGAGGCGAGCGUGACAAUGCAGUGCCACCCCACACCGACGCAUGGUUCUUGUACACUGAGCCCCAAUCAGCAUUGGGUUUCUGGUUUGCUUUGGAGGACUGUGACGAGCAGAAUGGGUGUUUGUCAUACAACCCAGGCUCCCACAAGACAUUCCCCAUCAAGAAGAGAUUUGCCAAGGUAGACGGCGGAGAUAAAGGCUGUAAUUUUGUGGAUGUUCCUAACGAUGAGCCUAUCCCAGAAGAUGAUCCUGCAGCUUACAAGCCUGUUCCUUGCAAAGCCGGGUCUUUAGUAUUGAUCCACAACCUGGUAUUGCACAAAUCCGAGAAGAACAGACUGUCCAAGUCCCGGUACGUUUAUGCGUUCCAUGUGAUAGACGGAGUCGCCAAGUACGACGAAAAGAACUGGCUUCAAGUUCCUCCAUGCAAAGAAGGAGGACAAGAAUUUUCGAAGUUGUACGAGGAGACCAAGGAGAUGCCUUGA